AUGACGUUCCCUGUGCGGGCGGCCGUGGCAGAUGCUGCUGGGUUACCCGUGUUGCCGUCGCUGGACGUAAAGCGUUCGGCGCAGCUUGUGGGGAACGCGAUGGCGAUGCAGAAUGUCGCCCUUGUCGUGAUGGUGGCAAUGUCUUGCUUUUCACAGGGACAGCAAAGGCCCCCUGUGCCGGUGCCAAACACCAGCACGCCAGCGACUACCGCCGCUGCGGGAGCGCAUGCACAGUUCAUGCAGCCUCCAUACCAGGCAGCACAAGCGCAGAUGAUGGGGCAGACUGCGCCGGCAGCUGUCAUGCAGGGUUCCCCGGCUGCUGGAUCACUUCCGUUCAUGAUGCCUGGACAGACUGUGCCGGGAGUAGGAGCACCUGCACAUGCUGGCCAGUUUGCGCAGUAUGCUGGCAUGCCGAUGGCCGUCUACCCUGGCAAUGCUUUGAUGCCGCAGGCUGUCAUGCCAACCCCAGCAUCUGGCCUGGCGCCUGAGGAGUCAGGGAAAGACUCUACAGCGGGCGGAAACAAGUCAAAGAGACGCCGUGGGGUCGGGAAAGACAAGAAGCAGGACUACAUUAUGCGCGACCUCUUGUGCACAUCGGAUCCAGACAAUGCGAACAUGAGCUAUCUGGAAGGGCUUGAUUCCGCAACCCUUGGGGCCAUGGCGCAUCUGUACUGGGGCAAAGCCCCAGAGAUGCGCUUGAAAGAGAACUCAAUCGCCACUGCCAAAGAGCUGCAGCGCGACUACACCCGGCGGGGCUCGCCAGGACGUGCCAUCCCGGCACACGUGUUGGUCACGAUCAGCAAGGCCGUCCUUGGCGGCCAGGCGAAAGCUUGGAUCCUAGACAACGGUCACACAGAGCGGAACGUGACCAGCCUGCUGCCCGCUCCCUACCACGAUCAGUACAUGCUUCGAUUGGAGGCAGGCUUAGACAAAGUGAACCCGGAUGUGAUUUUCUGCGACACUCUCCAAGCAACUGUACCGAAUCCGAUGCAGUUGCCAGUGGAUAUUUACAAGAAGGAACAGAUCCGGGCACUUCUCAGCCCCCAGGCACAGAUGAUUCACUUGGGAACCGCAGCACAGGCGGCUCCCGCCGUGGACAUCACGAAGCCAACCCCGCCUUCCCAAGACGUCCACAUGGUGUCAGGCCAGACACCCAGACCAUCCAACCAGCAAGCAAUCUCGCCGGGUGUGCUGGCUGCCGGCACUUGGGGAGCGCCGCUUCUUCCUGGAAUGCAGGGGACAGGCGAGUCACUCUUCUCUUCCAGGGGUGGAUGUGUCGGAGCUGCUGGAGUGGAGCCCCCACCAAGCUCGGACGAGGAAGAGCCAGAGGAGUUUACGCUGACCUUCAAUGCCGACAACGGUGUCCAUAUCCUCCGAGAGACUGCAUCGAAGGAGCAUCGGGUCCUCCCGACGCAAUCCGAGGGAGGAAACAAGCCGCAAGUUCAAGCAGUGGUUCGUUGCCAGCCCAUCCAAGACGUGCAAGCCGUGUUGGGUGGCCAGCCUCUUCCAGGCUGGGUCGUGAACCUGUCAGUGAGGCUAAUCCUAGGCCAAUCGGAGCCCUUCUUUGUGUUUCACCAUCCGCCCUUGCACUGCCCGCGUGCUGCAGGUGAUGCAGCAUGUGAUAGUGCUAAGGCAUCGCCAGCCAAGUCGGAUUUGUCCUCCUUGGCCAUCGGGGACCACGUGGAGGGCACGUUUGUGGAGAUUCCAGAGACUGUGUUUUCCAGCCCAGCCAGCCCAGCUGCGCAGUCCGGUCUCACGCCACAGAUGGCUGGACUCAGCCUAGAGGUUUUCACACCCGAGAUCAAGAAGACGCAAGGGAAAGACCAGGCUGUUACGGCUGUUACACCCAAGGCCCAGAAGACGCAGGAGAAAGGCGAGGCUGCUACGGCUGUUACACCCGAGGUCAAGAAGACGCAGGGGAACGACAAGGCUGUUACACCCGAGGUCAAGAAGCGUUCUUUCUUGGAGGCUUUUACUACACCCGAGACCAAGAAGCCCCCUCGAACGCCUCCGCGCCCGGAAAAGAAGCUGCGUGUGUCGUGCGGCCUUGAACCCAGCGACGCUCCACCUUCGCCACAGAGGCAAGAGAAGGCUCGCGCAGUCCGUCGCUUGUGCUUUGCGAGCAGUGAGCCCGAAGGGCAGAAAGCUCGGUCUGAGAUCGAGGUUGUUGCUGUGCAGUCGGUCCCUGCGCCAGCUGCAGCUGUGCCUCUGCUGCGGCCUGCGGUUGCAGCCCCGAAAGCACCACCCGCCGUGGCAGAGACUCCGAAAGCCUCACCUGUUCCGCUCGAGCCUGCGGCUGCACCCGCCGUGGUUCAGACUCCGAAAGCCUCACCGCAGCCACCUGCUGCGGUUGAGACCACGACUGCACCACCCCCCGUCGUCGAGACUCCGAAAGCCUCACCUGUUCCGCUCCAGCCUGCGGUUGCAGCCGCUGUGGUUCAGACUCCGCAGCCACCGCAGCCUGCGGUUGAGACCCCGCAAGCACCGCCCGCCGUGGUCGAGACUCCGAAAGCCUCACCUGUUGUGCUUCAGCCUGCGGUUGCACCCGCCGUGGUUCAGACUCCGGAAGCCUCACCGCAGCCACCUGCUUUGGUUGAGACCCCGAAAGCACCGCCCGCCGUGGUCGAGACUCCACCGCAGCCACCUGCUGCGGUUGAGACCCCGAAAGCACCGCCCGCCGUGGUCGAGACUAAGACUGCGGUUGAGACCCCGAAAGCACCGCCUGCCGUGGUCGAGACUCAGAAAGCCUCACCCGCUCCGCUGCAGCUUGCGGUUGAGAGCCCCGAAGACACAACAGCGGAGCAGCCAGCGGGAUCUGUGAAGCCGAAGGUCCCAGCCCCCAAGCCCGCGCCAAGAGAGGCUUCCGCCAAAGCAUCCCUGCUUCAGGCGCUGACAAAGCAAGCUGAGUCUUCGGAGACCAACCCGAUUGCACGGCGUGCCGAGGAGUCAGCUUCGGGCACUGGAUCAGUCGUCCGAAAGACGAAGAGGAACAUCGUGAACAUUCAGAUCGUCUUACGGGCGAUCAACACCACCCUGAAGACCUGCUUUGGCUUCGACCUUGCCCACUUUGCACCACGGACGAAGCUCAAGUACUCAACAGAUCGCAUGCCACUAGAUGCACCGGAAGCAAAGCUGCGGCCACUCCUCAAGGGAGUGGCCGACCAAGAGAAGGUGGGCGUGAAAUUAUGGAAGCUGCUCGCGCGGCAGCUGCGGUGUUUCUAUGAGCCAGAUACCUUGCACGGGUCGUGGAACGAUUGCCGAAACGCCUUAGUGCGUGCCGGCCAAGCCAUGAAUAUGCUGAAAGCCACGAUCCUGGCUGCGACCUCGCACGGACCGUUUCAAGGCGGUGCUACGUGGCUCAGCAAGCAACAAGCUGCUCGCAAGUUCGCCGAUCGGCAUAGGUUCGAUGCCGAGAAAAUGCGCGACAUGGCGGAACUCAUGCGGCUUGACUGCGGCCACGACACGGAUCCGGAGGAGGUGCCAACAAUGAUCGCGGAUUGGGGCAGCGCCGAUGCCAUCCGCAAACGUGGGAUGUAUAUCCGUGGCAAGGGCUGGUUCAGCCUCACAGAGCGGUGUCUCUCAUUGUGCACGGAGUGGACCAUCAGCGCUGAGAUCAUGGCAGAGCUCGCAGCGGAGCAGGUGGAUGAGAACUUCGAGGCUGCCAACGCCGACCAGCUCAUUGAAGAGGAGGAUCCAGAUGAGCCUCGCACUGUGAAGCAGUUCCAGAAGUGGCGAGCCAAGUUCGAGAACAACGUGCAGUUGAGUGCUGAGUUGCUGCAAGACAGGUCACUGCAGUCGAGCCUCCGCAUGAUUGCCCUCGCCACGGAGGACGUCAGCAAGGACUUCUACCGGACGGUCCAGGCUCAGAAACAGGGGCAGGAGAAGCAACUGGCAUGGGUGGCUGGACGCUUUGAGGGCUCUGGCUACAAAGCGCCAGAUCCAGUGUCGUGCCGCCAGCUGUCGUGGAUCCAGGAGGAAUCGGCGCUUCUGGCCGACACGUGGAAGGUGUUGCUCGAGCUGGCCUGUGCUAGGACCUGGUCACAAGCUAUGUAUUGGUGCUGCCCACCUUUCCUCCUGGGCUCCUCCUUCGCAUCCACUGCAGCGGAACGCGAGAGCCUGGCGCUCCUUCGUCAACUCGAUGCUGGGCUGAAGGCAGCGCAUGGCCUGCUGCAGCACGGCGCUGCUGAUGGCGACAGCAGAGGUCCCGCUAUCCGCGACCUCCUGGAGGACUACGAGCUGGUCCAGCGAGACAGGACAGACAGAAGCGGCACCUAUUGGACAGCUUCGGAAACUCUCCCACGGGAGCUGGAACUCAACACCACGGACGAGGUCAACGUGAAGUGGGUGAAAGCUGGAACAUUGGCAGAUAUGAGAAUGGCUGCGGCGACCAUGACCCUGGCCGAGCUUCACACGAGCGACUUCCGCAACUUGGAAGCGACCUGGGCGGGCCUGAUUGUGCUCAAUUCGACGGAGGACGGUGCAGUUCUCUCGCUUGGAUUUCGCAAGUGGGCAGCACAGACGAUUCCAUUGGAGAUUGAGAAGGAUGCCCGAGGCCGUCUUCUCUUCGUGUUGCCACAGGCACAAGAUCAGCGGCCCACUCAACGCCCGCGUUGGAUGUGGAACACAUGUGCAUCAGCUGAGGACACGAACUUCAAAGGUUGCACUGUAGAACUGCUGCAUCCAGCAGCCGUGCCAGCUCGACUCAAAGAGCAUUCGUGUGUGCUCGAGGCCGUCAGCCCUGUGGAGCCACUGCUAAAGGCUGCUCUGCGGAGUGGACGUUGCUUCCUGGAUGUGCCUGCCUUGAAGAAGUGCUGUGUAGCAAACGGAGCUGCCGAUCCGACGCCAACUGGCAAAGUCGGCAAAAAGGGCAAGCGCAGCAUCAUGAAGAUAGACAGGGCGCUGGUGCUUCUUGCGAAGCUUUUCCCCGAGAUUCCGGCCGGCAGCGAGGAACAUUCUAAGCUUCUCCAAGGUAUCAUGGGCGAGCGGAGUCAGCCUAUGACGGAGGCCUGCGCUGUCGAUGUCCUUGCAGGCGUGAAGCUUCUGGACAGAGACAACGGUGAAAAGUUCGCAGGUCUCGCAGCCGUUGCCCAGCAGAUCGAAACAGAUUUCAAGAUCAAGGAGGCCAUGAAGCCAGGGCGGGGAGAAAGUGAAGGGCCCAACCAGCCCCGUCGCAAUUUCACGCCCACGAGCAGAGAGAUCCACGAUCUAGUGGAGCGAUUGCAAGCAGAACGGGAGGAGGCAGAUGCGGCAGCGGCUAGAGCUGCACCAAAUGCCAAAGGCAAGAGUAAGGGUGCAGGUGGUGAGCGAUUGCAAGCAGAACCGGAGCAGGCAGAUGCGGCAGCGGCUAGAGCUGCACCAAAUGCCAAAGGCAAGAGAAAGGGUGCAGGUGGUGAGCGAUUGCAAGCAGAACCGGAGCAGGCAGAUGCGGCAGCGGCUAGAGCUGCACCAAAUGCCAAAGGCAAGAGAAAGGGUGCAGGUGGUGCUGUGGAGCCAGCCGCAAAGCGGCGCAGGGCUCAAAAGUGA
Messenger RNA from Symbiodinium necroappetens, 5523 nucleotides. The record is from the annotation of a GenBank genome assembly. NCBI's taxonomy places the organism in Eukaryota, Dinophyceae, Suessiales, Symbiodiniaceae.